Molecule: messenger RNA, 1296 nt
Organism: Fraxinus pennsylvanica
Lineage: Eukaryota; Viridiplantae; Streptophyta; Magnoliopsida; Lamiales; Oleaceae
Source: the annotation of a GenBank genome assembly
AUGGCUAAGAUCUCUGGCAAUUUUGCCAUGGCGUGUAUACAUGUAGCGAUUCUGUUUGUAUAUGUCAUGACAGUGGCAAAUAGUGCAAGGGUGAUGCCUCUACACCCUUAUACGCAGGAACAAGUAAAGCCCAUCUCCAAUAUCUUUGAUACUUCCAAGUAUGGUAUUUUACAGCUUGGAAAUGGCUUGGCCAACACUCCUCAGAUGGGAUGGAAUAGCUGGAAUUUCUUUGGCUGCGAUAUCGAUGAAAAAGUUAUCAAGGAAACAGCUGAUGCACUUAUUUCAACCGGUUUGGCCAAUUUAGGCUAUACUUAUGUGAAUAUAGAUGAUUGCUGGUCCAUGCCAUCACGGGAUUCAGAUGGUCAACUAGUUCCCGACCCUAAGACGUUUCCAUCGGGAAUUAAAGCUCUUGCCGAUUAUGUGCAUUCUGAAGGGCUCAAGCUCGGUAUCUACUCAGAUGCAGGGGAUUUCACAUGUCAAAAGCGACCUGGAUCACUUAAACAUGAAUAUGAUGAUGCAGCUCUUUUUGCAUCUUGGGGUGUUGAUUACUUGAAGUAUGACAAUUGUUUCAAUCUGGGCAUCGAACCAGAAGAAAGAUAUCCGCCAAUGCGUGAUGCCAUAAAUGCAACUGGACACACAAUAUUCUAUUCACUUUGCGAAUGGGGCGUGAAUGACCCUGCCUUGUGGGCAGGCAAGAUUGGAAACAGUUGGCGAACAACAAAUGACAUUAAUGAUUCAUGGGCAAGCAUGACCGAAAUUGUCGAUAUCAAUGACAAUUGGGCAGCCUAUGCAGGACCUGGUGGAUGGAAUGAUCCCGAUAUGUUAGAAGUUGGAAAUGGGGGCAUGACUUACCAGGAGUAUCGAGCACAUUUUAGCAUUUGGGCCUUGAUGAAGUCUCCACUUCUGAUUGGUUGUGACGUGAGAAACAUGAAUGCAGAGACAUUUGAAAUUCUAAGCAACGAGGAGGUUAUUGCGGUAAACCAAGAUCCACUUGGGGUUCAAGGAAGGAAAGUUCUUGCUUAUGGGCCUGAUGGUUGCUAUCAGAUUUGGGCUGGUCCCCUGUCCGGGCAGCGUUUGGUUGUUGCAUUAUGGAAUCGAUGUUCAAAAACAGCUACUAUUACUGCUAAGUGGCCUUCACUUGGACUUGAAUCUUCUUUCAUCGUCUCUGUAAGAGAUUUGUGGAAGCACGAGUUUGUUUCGCAGAAUUCCAAGUCCUCAUUCAGUGCACAAGUUGAUGCUCACGCCUGUGAAAUGUACAUUUUUACUCCGACGAUGGAAACUCGCUCGGCAACUUAA